Molecule: messenger RNA, 2329 nt
Organism: Salmo salar (Atlantic salmon)
Lineage: Eukaryota; Metazoa; Chordata; Actinopteri; Salmoniformes; Salmonidae
Gene: mthfs
Product: 5,10-methenyltetrahydrofolate synthetase (5-formyltetrahydrofolate cyclo-ligase)
Biological process (GO): folic acid-containing compound biosynthetic process; tetrahydrofolate interconversion
Cellular component (GO): mitochondrion
Molecular function (GO): 5-formyltetrahydrofolate cyclo-ligase activity
Source: RefSeq, a predicted model, not a curated record
GGUGAUUAUUAUGUUAUUGCAGUCUGUUUAAUGAUUGAUUGGCAAAUCAAUUACGUGGCUAGCUGAGUCCAAUCCAAAUGUAGAAUUUUCUCAUUUCAAGGCCAGCCUAACUUGCUGCUUUCUCUGAACUCACACACAUUGCAACAUUUUUAUCUUUGGACACGAGUUUUACAUUAGCCAGCAUGGCCGCCUUGCGUGCAGCCAAACAAGCUAUGAGGCGAGAAAUAAAGAAACGAGUAGCUGCGUUGGACGAUCAAGAGAAACUUCGCCAGUCUCGAGUCAUUUCGCAAAAGCUCUUCAAGCACCCCAAGUAUGCUAGCUGUGAGCGCAUCGCUGUGUUCCUCAGCAUGCAUGACGAGGUGAGAACCGAGGAGAUAAUUCAGGACUUGUUUAAGCACGGUAAGACCUGCUUUAUGCCCAAGUACUUGACACAGGGCACCAGUAACCACAUGGACAUGGUGAAGCUCACCAGCAUGGAGGAUAUGAUGUCACUGCCUCUGACUUCUUGGAACAUCAGACAGCCUACUGCCAACGACAACACCAGAGAGGAGGCCUUGGAGACAGGAGGUCUUGACCUGAUCUUGAUGCCAGGCCUGGGAUUUGACAGGAAUGGGAACCGGCUGGGCCGAGGGAAGGGCUUCUACGACACAUACCUGGAACGCUGUAUGAAGCACCCCAAGGGGAAGCCGUACACCAUCGCUCUGGCCUUCAGGGAGCAGCUGUGUCAGGACAUACCCGUGGGUGACAACGACGUGCUGAUAGACGAGGUCCUGUAUGAUGUCCUGGACUAGUUAAAAGGCACAUUUUCAUAUUUCUGAAGUAAAUCUCUAUUUGUGAUGUAAAUGGCAUGUUCUAGAAGGGUUCAGACACCUUUUUUGUGGUUUGGCUUGUUUUUGAGAAACUUACCCCAGCCGUGAUUCACUUCCUUGCUCGUUGUGCAGUAAUCGGGCAACGCAAAAGACAUGAAUAAAACACACCCAAAUAUGUCGUUUUAGAAACGGACACACUUUCAGUAUAGUGAUGUAGGUCUUUAGAUGUUGUACACAUUCAAUUGUGUCAUUCCAGACUUUAUCCACAACGUUAGCUUCCAUUUUGUGCGACUGGAGCCGUUUCUUCUAGCAGCUGUGCUGCGCGGGCUGUGUCCGUGUACUAUAGGGACACGCUCAACCUGCACAGCUGCAGGGGGGAAACAGUGCAAGUCGACCAAAAUGGAUUAUAAUGUUGCGGAUACAUUUCGGAAUGACACAUGUACAACAUCUUAAGACCUACAUCACUAUACUGAAAAUCCAUUUCUAAAAGGACAUAUUUGGGUGUUUUUUGAGCUUUUGUUCAUGUCUUUUAUGUGCCCUGGUACUGCACAACAAGCAAUGAGGAAGUGUAUCAUGGCUGGGAGAAACGUAUGGAAAACAAGACAAAUCACACAAAACAGUGACUGGACCCUUCUAGAACAUGCCAUUUACACCAGAAACAGAGAUCUAAUUCAGAAAUAGGAAAAUUCUCCUUUAACUGUGAUGGGAAUAGUCAACUGGACUACAAUGGUAUGACGAUGAAAUCAGUGGAGGUUGAGGGGAGGACGGCUCAUAAUAAUGGCUGGAACAGAGCAAAUGGAAUGGCAUCAAACCAUGUAUUUACAUACCAUUCCACUGAUUCCGCUCUUGCCAUUACCACAAGCCCGUCCGCCCCAAUUAAGGUGCCACCAACCUGUGGAUGAAAUUGUAUUAUACAGCACAUGAUAUCAUAUUAUGUGAUCCCAGCUAACAGAUAUUGGUUCCCAGAACAUUGUGGGAAAGUUAUUUCAAACAACCAAAAGAGAGCCUUUAGGGAACGUUCAGUGCUAGCUGUGAUGAUAUUGUUUGGUAUGUUGAUAUGAUAUUAUCAUAAGACAUGAAGCUGUGAACUAGUCAACAGGACAGUGGUAGAGCUGAGCCUGGUGGCCUCAUUCCAAAUGGAUCAUUAGCCCUUACUCCAAGGUGUUUGUUUAAAUACGGAUCCAAUCCAUUUAAAUCUUCUAGUGGGGGCAUCAACAAGGGCCUAAGUAAGGGGCCAGGGUUCAGUUUGGACUUCUAAAGUGCUUGCUAAAGACCCCUAGUGAUCAUAAUGGUCAAACGAGUUGUCUUAGAAUGUGCCUGAAUUGGUGAGGAAUAAACUGUUCUCUACAGAUGACACUACUACCAGAUGACACUACCUUGUUUCCAUUUCAAGAUUCCUGUGAUUUCAGUUCUUAGAUUUUUUUUAAACUGUCAAACUUCCUGGUCUUCUGUAAUGAGAUGAUUAUGCUGCCAUCAGGGGACACAGGAAGUUCGGUUAAGAAUAAAGACUGCUGAAUGAA